Messenger RNA from Trichomonas vaginalis G3, 278 nucleotides. RefSeq lists its product as uncharacterized. The transcript has a single exon. The record is from RefSeq and is a predicted model, not a curated record. NCBI's taxonomy places the organism in Eukaryota, Parabasalia, Trichomonadida, Trichomonadidae. The annotation marks the transcript as partial.
AUGAGUAUUUUCCCAUUCUGCACAUAUAUAUGCAGGGUCUAUCACCGGCACCCUGCACCUAUAUGUGCAGAAUUGGAAAAGCUUGCACUUUUGUUCUUCAAUGUGAAUGUUGCAAACACUUUUCCCAUUCUGCACAUAUAUAUGCAGGGUCUAUCACCGGCACCCUGCACCUAUAUGUGCAGAAUGGGAAAAGCUUGCACUUUUUCCAAAGAAUGUCACAUCGAGAAUUUAAUUCAAGAAAAGAAUUUACAAAUGCAGGGUAUUGUUCCUUUACCCUG